AUGUCUCUUACUGCUAGCAAGAUGGAGCCAAACACGGGAGGUCUACUGGCUCUUGCCUUGCAGGAAAGUAGUGAGGACAGUCGGUCCUCCAGCCCCCCAGCCUUCGAGCCUUCCUUCCGCAUGGAUGGGCCAGGCCACCGCAAGUUCCGCGAGCUGGAGGUUGGUAGGCUGGUGGAGGGCAUCCUGGCCUCGCACCUGGCCGACGAGAUCUACGAUCCGGUCCGCUGCAAGCAACUCUCUCAGGACAUCGCCGGAAAGAUCAACCAGCGGGUCCGCGAGCUGGACUUCCCCCGGUACAAGCUGGUGGCCUUGGUGAACAUCGGGAGCGCACGGGAGAAGCCGGGCACGCACCUAGGCAGUCGGUGCCUGUGGGAUGACCGCACAGACUCCUCGACUACCGCCAGUUUCACCAACGGAUCUUUGUACGCUGUUGCCAUGGUGUAUGGAUUGUACUACGCCUGAUAUUUCCUCAUUUUGACAAGAGUAAAACAAAUUUUGUUGCAAGGCCAUUUUAAGUGAAGCUUCCAGACCAGAGGC
Messenger RNA from Acanthaster planci (crown-of-thorns starfish), 537 nucleotides. Its product is annotated as dynein light chain Tctex-type 5-B-like. Gene Ontology annotation, molecular function: dynein intermediate chain binding. Gene Ontology annotation, cellular component: cytoplasm; cytoplasmic dynein complex. The record is from RefSeq and is a predicted model, not a curated record. Gene Ontology annotation, biological process: microtubule-based movement. NCBI's taxonomy places the organism in Eukaryota, Metazoa, Echinodermata, Asteroidea, Valvatida, Acanthasteridae.